GUCUCAAAUCUAUGUAAGCACACUCCAUCGUUGUCUCAGUGUAGAUUCUUGUAGUGUUGUAUUUCGUGAUUUUUCUGAAGUAUGGAGAUGAUUAAUCAUAAAGAAGAUGCUUCCGUGGAUUCAGACGAGUCUAAUCGGCUUAGCAAUGAAGAUUUAGAGGCGUUGCAGUCCUUGCAGAGUGGUUUCCAGAAGUGUGUAAGUGCUAAUGGUUUGGGACUACAAGCUGCUAUGGGUAGUGAUUAUUGCAAAGUUUCAAUAAACUUCCCCAAGGAUACUGUCCCCAAAUGGAAAGAUCCAAAGUCUGGAGAGCUUGAAGGACUCUCAUAUGAGUUUGACCUGUGCGAAGCAGUAGCUACAUGGGAACAAGUUAGGAAUAGCUCUACCAUACUCACCAAGGAAUACAUUGAUGCCUUACCAAAUGGAUGGGAGGAUUAUGCUUGGCGCAGAAUCAAUAAAGGAAUUCAACUUAAUCGUUGCCAGAAUAAAUCUUUAUGCAUCGAGAAGCUUUCAUUGGUGCUUCCUGAAACACCACCAUAUUUUCCCCGGCAGUUUGGGCGAUGUGCUGUUAUUGGUAACUCUGGUGAUCUCUUAAAAACAAAGUUCGGAAAGGAGAUAGAUACCUACGAUGCAGUUCUAAGGGAAAAUGGUGCUCCAAUUCAGAACUAUAAAGAAUAUGUGGGAGAGAAAAGUACAUUCCGACUUCUUAACAGAGGGUCAGCAAAAGCCCUUGACAAAGUCGUGGAGUUAGAUGAAAAAAAGCAAGAGGUCCUGCUAGUAAAAACAACAAUUCAUGAUAUUAUGAACAAGAUGAUUCGGGAAGUCCCAAUAAAAAAUGCUGUGUAUUUAAUGCUUGGCGCUUCAUUUGGGUCCGCAGCCAAAGGAACUGGGCUCAAGGCUCUUGAGUUUGCUCUCUCGACGUGUGAUUCAGUGGAUAUGUAUGGUUUCACUGUGGACCCAGGUUAUAAAGAGUGGACAAGAUAUUUUUCAGAAUCCCGACAAGGACAUACUCCUUUGCAUGGUAGAGCUUACUACCAGAUGAUGGAAUGCUUGGGUCUCAUUAAAAUACACUCUCCCAUGAGAGCUGAUCCAAACCGAGUCGUGAAGUGGGUGCCAAGUCGCAGUACAAUUAGAUCUGCAAGAAUUGCAGCAGAGAAGCUCUUAAGGAGAGUUGGAGCAGGAUCUUCAGACCCAUUAGCUUCAUGCUCGAUAGUAAAGAAGAGAAACAAAAACAAGCGUCCAAUGGUCUCACAUCUCAGAAAACCUGUGAGCGACCAUCAAAAAUUUGUGAGAGGCACAAGCAUGUACCCUUUGGAGCACAGUCCAGGACACGGUCAGCUUUGUAUUACACCAGCUGACUAAAAAACUGCACAUCUAAAAUUGAUUUAUCAACAUACACACUUAAGCACAAAAAGGAUCAAUGGACGACGAUAGAUUCAUUCGAAAGCAAGUUCCUCUGCUAUUGCGCCAUUGUAGGGCGUUGAAGAUGAUCAA
Messenger RNA from Arabidopsis arenosa, 1491 nucleotides. Lineage: Eukaryota; Viridiplantae; Streptophyta; Magnoliopsida; Brassicales; Brassicaceae. The record is from the annotation of a GenBank genome assembly.